Messenger RNA from Lottia gigantea (owl limpet), 222 nucleotides. RefSeq lists its product as hypothetical. Gene Ontology annotation, cellular component: nucleus. Gene Ontology annotation, molecular function: DNA-binding transcription factor activity, RNA polymerase II-specific; sequence-specific DNA binding. NCBI's taxonomy places the organism in Eukaryota, Metazoa, Mollusca, Gastropoda, Lottiidae. The annotation marks the transcript as partial. The record is from RefSeq and is a predicted model, not a curated record. Gene Ontology annotation, biological process: cell differentiation; regulation of transcription by RNA polymerase II. The transcript is spliced from 2 exons.
AACCCAUCAUUGGCUGAAUGGGUGGACAGACGUCAUGGUUUGUUCAGAUUUAACCAAUCAAAAGCCGUGGCACAACUUUGGGGUAGCAGAAAAAAUAAUGAUAACAUGACGUAUGAGAAGUUAAGCCGGGCAAUGAGGUAUUACUACAAUCGUAAAAUCUUGGAGCCUGUUAUUGGAAAGAAGUUGGUGUACAGAUUCGGACCGAAUUCGUAUGGAUGGUAA